Messenger RNA from Vitrella brassicaformis, 794 nucleotides. The record is from the annotation of a GenBank genome assembly. NCBI's taxonomy places the organism in Eukaryota, Vitrellaceae.
UGAGAACGUGGAUCGUUCACAGAAGUGUCACGGAACAUAGACACAUCGAGCCAUACGCAACCCACAUCAAUGACAUGUAUUGCAUGGAUGCCUCCCUUCCGUCCGUCGACGUCUGCCGGCACAUCUUGUCUCAAAUAAUAUGUGUGUCUGUGUGUUCGUGUCCUUUUCUCUUUCCGACGUGUCGCUUCCGUGCUUCAAGUGCCGAGCAGCUUCUGCAGACACGUGUUGUAGAGGUUCUCGCACUUGUCUGACGUAUAGUCAAUGCAAUGCAUCCACACACACACGCAGUCCCACACGCAUUCAAUACAGCGAUGAAUGAGUGUACGCACCUUUGUAGUUGUUGCUGAGUGUGGGGCAGAAUGUGAGCAGUGCGCGGCUGCGGGACAGCCACUUCUCGGCGAAGCUGAGGUUUUGCAGGCGGAAGUAGUACACGCCGUUGUUCCACGCAGUCGCAGCAAACCACUCCAGCUGCACACGCAGAUACACAGAUGGACAGACAGACAGACAGACGAACAGACAGACAGACAUGCGAAGCUGUUCGUUAGUCCCAUGGACCUCGUCGUUGGGCCAUCCCUUAGCGCCUGUGGCGCUGAUGCGGUCGUGCAGCUCGUUGUAGAUGGGCAACGUCUGGUUACGAGACGAACGGGACUCUGCACACAUACACACUUUCAGCUCUGUCGUACCUGUGUGUAUUUAUGCGAACCUUCGAUUUCGACGAGCGAUCGGUAUGCCAUGGCUACCUUGGCGAGGUCGGGGCCGGAGGAGCUGGCAAACGACGACACCAGGUACUGCAU